Messenger RNA from Mycena citricolor, 2669 nucleotides. The record is from the annotation of a GenBank genome assembly. Lineage: Eukaryota; Fungi; Basidiomycota; Agaricomycetes; Agaricales; Mycenaceae.
CAGCACACGCGCGCUGGCCUCGGGGCUAUGGCGCGUCCGUUGAUGGGGUCAGUUCCGGAACGUGACCGCGGCUGUAACAAAGUUUGUCAUGACAUUGAUGUGCACUGCCGCCGGUCAGCUUUGGCGCACAGCGCUCAGCAUAGCUUCCUUCACGCAAGCGUGUCCGCUGCGGACAUAGAAUAUCACGCCCCUACUCAUAGCAUCUACAACUCCCUCAUUCACGUUAGAGACUCGCCACUUGCUCUGCGAUGCAGCCUCCACCGCCAACCACAUCUGCGGCCGUGUCCCAAGAAUCUGCGACUGCCACCGAUCUUUCCUUCACCCAAGCACUUGAGCAAACUGGCCCCGAGGAGUCCUCGAUCUUCCUUGCUGCGCAACGUGGAGAUAUCGAAACGGUCCGCGAACUGCUCGUGUCCGGCAAAGCCCAAGCGACGGACCGGGACCCCCAAAACAUCACCGCGCUCCACUGGGCCGCUAUCAACGCGCAGGUCCCGACAUGUCGGCUGCUACUCGAGCACGGGGCGGAGGUCGACGCACUCGGAGGCGAUCUCGUCGCUACCCCGCUGCAAUGGGCGGCCCGGAACGGGUAUCUCUACGUUAUCCAGCUCCUCAUCGCGCACGGCGCGGACCCGACCAUCACCGACUCGCAGGGGUACAACUCCCUGCACCUCGUCACGCACUCGUCCUCCGUGAUGCCGCUGCUCUACCUCCUGCACCAGCCGGUGAACGUCGACUCGCGUGACGCGCAGGGCCACACUGCGCUCAUGUGGGCGGCAUACCAGGGCGAUGCGCUCAGUGUGGACCUGUUGUUGAGGCACGGCGCGUCGCCAACCGUCACGGACGACGCUGGGCUGACUCCGCUCCAUUGGGCCGUCGUGCGGGGUAAUAGGGUCAGCAUCAGGAAGCUGAUGGAGAAAGGAGCUCAAAUUGGAGCCAAGGACAAUGAGGGUCGGACACCACGGGAUAUGGCGCAGGAGCUGAAGAGCUUGGGCGCUUGGAAACGCGCGCUGGAGGAAGGUGGAUGGGAUGACGAGGGCAUGAAGAAGACUCGACCCCUCAGCGAACGUAAUGCUCGAAUUGUCAUCUUUUGCUUGCCGACGAUUGUUUUCUAUGUCGUGUUCAAGACGUUGGCCGUCUUGCCCUGGUAUACCGGCAUUUUGCUUGCCAUGGCCGAGUUCUUUGGAAUGCAUCAUGUCGUCACCCGCGUUCUGCUCAACAAGAAUAGCUACACCGACACUGUCAGCCAAACGCCCUACUUCGCCGGAAUCAUCUCUGCGUCGAUGAUAUGGGUCGUUUUCUGCUGGGCCACGCGUUUGAUACACCAAACGCAAUCGCACGCGUUCUCGCACUUGUGCUUUGCACUCGCCGUAGGCCUCUGCGCUUACAACUUCUUCCGCGCCAUCACGCUAGAUCCUGGAGUUUGUCCCAAGCCCUCCAGUGAUGCUGAAUUGAAAUCAAUAAUCGAAGAUCUCGCUUCCGAAGGUCGACUGAAUGGCCAGACUUUCUGCUUGCAGUGCAUGGUAUGCGUUCUGUUACACCGGUCUCUCUUCCAGAGAUUAAUGGACGAACCAGGCGCGGAAGCCGUUACGGUCCAAGCAUUGCCGGGUCUGUGACAAAUGUAUCGCACGGAGUGACCAUCACUGCCCAUGGGUUUGGAAUUGUGUUGGCUCUAACAACCAUCGGCAAUUCCUGAUAUUCGUGACCACUCUGGUCCUUGGAAUCACCCUCUUCGAUUAUCUGACCUAUGCCUACUUCUCCUCUAUCACUCUCCCUGCUCUUGACGCUUCAGUUCCACCCUCUACAUGCCCACUUCCCCAAAAUCUGUGUGAAAUCACAGCCACUGAUCCUUUCCUUGUUGCGGUUACUUUCUGGGCCACUCUGCAGCUGACUUGGACGUUUGUGUUGCUCGGAUCCCAAUACUGGCAGGUCGCGCGUCAGAUGACCACGUUCGAGGUAUCCAACCUGGGCCGAUAUGGAUUCAUGGGCGGCCGCGGGGGUGCGAGUCUUCAGGGCCAGAUGGGCCACAGACACACUCACUCGCAGGAAGGCGAGGGCCUCAACAGUGCCCCCGCAGCUCACGGCCACAGCCACGGGUCCGGUUUCCUGAUGAACCUGCUCGGCUUCGAUCGGUUUACCCGAGGCAAAGCUGUCGACGGGCUCACGCGUGCCAGCAAAGCUAGCAAUCCAUUCGAUCUCGGUCUAGUCCGUAAUUGCCGUGAUUUCUGGACGAACGGCAAGGAGCUCGGCGUCGAGUACGAGAGACUGUACGAUGUGCCGCUAGAGGGAUUCGAGGAAGCCCGGAAGCGCCGCGAGCGGGAAGAGCAGGAGGACGGGCUUUCAGCAGGUGGGAGGAAGAGCUCUGCGAGAAAAGGACUGUUUAUGGGCAUGGGUCUGGGCAUGGGCCGGGCCGGCAGCAGUCGUGGUGGAUAUGAGCCCAUCAGUCAAAGUCAAGUAUGAUCAGUAUUUUACGAAACUUUGACGAAAACCGGUACUUAUUUAUGUAACGAGUUGGAAUGAACCGUUGUAGAUUUUUGAAACCUAGGGUCCUCUGUCCACUCAAGUUCCUGGUCUUCGCUGCAAACGGUGGUACAACCAGAGGGCCUGCACCUAAUGAAAAUUCUCAAGGUUGUUUAGGCAAGACCUCGAUGCGAAGGAUAUCGUUGAAUUGA